AUGUCCAACCUGAAGUACCUCAAAGGCGACCUCUUCACCGCGCCCUCAGGAUCCAUCCUUGUCCAGGCCUGCAACACGCAAGGAUCCUGGGGAGCCGGCAUCGCGAUCGCUUUCAAGGAGAAGUACCCCGCUGCGUUCCAACAGUACGAAGCCCACUGCAAGACGCAUGGUCAGGCUUUGGUUGGCACAUGCCUGCUCAUACCUGGCGAGACACACGCCAUCGCGUGUCUCUUUACGUCCCGCGCAUAUGGAAGACGUAAGGACGCGCCUGCAGACAUCCUCGCGGCUACACAGACAGCCGUGCAAGAUCUCAUUGAUCAGAACGUCGAUGGGAAGCCUUUACAUGCGUGCCGCUUCAACUCGGGCAAGUUCGCAGUUCCAUGGACGGACACAGAAGCUAUUCUAAUAGCCUUAAACGCAUCUAUGACAAUUUAUGCGCCAUGA
This is a messenger RNA of Cyclocybe aegerita, 444 nucleotides long. The record is from the annotation of a GenBank genome assembly. NCBI's taxonomy places the organism in Eukaryota, Fungi, Basidiomycota, Agaricomycetes, Agaricales, Hemipholiotaceae.